AUGUUGUCACUAGUUAGCGGUAUUGUUGCCGCUAUCGCUUUAAUAACACCUCUCUAUAUUGUAUACAAGCCUCCCAGAAUUGUUAUCCGUUUUGCCCAGCGUCAAUGGGAGGAUGUCUGGUGGAAUGUUCCGACUUCUAAACGGAUAGUUGCGCUCACAAUUGAUGACGGCCCGUCAGAGUAUACGCAAGAGAUACUAGAUAUUCUUAGAUCUAACGACGCCACUGCAACAUUCUUUGUCAUCGGAUCUCACGCUACCCCUGACCGUGAAGAGGUUCUGCGCGACCUCAUCCGCCAUGGAAAUGAACUGGCGAAUCAUGCCAUGCGUGAUGAGCCUUCAUGUUUGUUAAGCGAAGCGGAACUUGUCGAUAAUAUCAAUUGCGUUCAGGAGAUAAUAUCUGAUAUUGAGGCCACUGCUCGUCCAGGAGAAGCAGACCAUAAGGACCAAGACGUCGAAAUAACCCAGAGACCCUUAUAUUUUCGUCCAGGCGGUGGGUUUUUUUCCACAAAAAUGCGGAAAAUUCUUUCAAAAAUGGGAUAUUAUCUCAUCCUCGGUGAUAUCUAUCCGCAUGAUCCAUUUGUGCCGUUUUGGAAAAUCAACAAUUGGCAUAUCUUGAGCUCAGCACACCCUGGUGGGAUAAUUAUCUGCCACGACGGACGAUCCUGGACACCCCCAAUGCUACGGAAUUUAUUACCUGAAUUGAAACGUCGAGGAUACCGGGUAGUUACUUUAACUGAACUAUUGAAAGAAGGGGAAUGCAAUCAAUUUGUUAAAUCAGGAUGUUCUAUCUAA
This is a messenger RNA of Nannizzia gypsea CBS 118893, 792 nucleotides long. Its product is annotated as nodulation protein nodB. Lineage: Eukaryota; Fungi; Ascomycota; Eurotiomycetes; Onygenales; Arthrodermataceae. Gene Ontology annotation, cellular component: membrane. The record is from RefSeq and is a predicted model, not a curated record. Gene Ontology annotation, biological process: carbohydrate metabolic process. Gene Ontology annotation, molecular function: hydrolase activity, acting on carbon-nitrogen (but not peptide) bonds. Bases 1 to 792 code for a protein of 263 amino acids. The transcript has a single exon.